AUGAGCAAUGCUUGAUGGGCGGGCGAUUAAGCGCCAUUAAAAAAGCGUUUUAUGGUUUGGUAAAAAUCGCGAAUAUACCAGUUGGCAAACUCUAUAAAAUCAGUUUGUGUCAGUGGUUUUGCAUUCAGUCUGCGUUCGAGGAUUACACACAAAACAACCACCAAAAACAACAAAUAUGUCUGCAAAAAAUACAAGAAAUUGCCUCUGGCUGGGCCUAGUCCUGUCGGCCACAGUUCUGCAGAUGGUUCAGGGCCAGUACUAUGGAUAUCCGUACUAUGGUGGGGGAGCGGGCGCCGGCGCUGGAUUGGGUGGCGGCUAUGGGAACAUGUAUGGUAAUGCCUAUGGCUACGGUUAUCCCAGCUACGGCGGAUAUCCCUACUACUCAUAUCCGAGCUACAAUCCCUAUUCGAUAUACGGCCAGUAUGGUCAGUACGGUCAGUCCCAGUAUGGCUAUCCCAGUUACGGCGGCUUCCCGUACGGCGGAGGCAACGGAAUGAACACGGCAUAUGCCAGCAGCAGUGGCGGCUUUGCCACAGCCAGUGCGGGGAGCGGCGGCUACUACGGCUAACCCUGGUGUGAUAUUAUUUCCCUAUUACCCUAAGCUAGUU
Drosophila miranda is the source of this 608-nucleotide messenger RNA. RefSeq names its product neuropeptide-like protein 29. NCBI's taxonomy places the organism in Eukaryota, Metazoa, Arthropoda, Insecta, Diptera, Drosophilidae. The record is from RefSeq and is a predicted model, not a curated record. The transcript has 2 exons. The coding region runs from base 176 to 568 and encodes 130 amino acids.